Molecule: messenger RNA, 1260 nt
Organism: Rotaria sordida
Lineage: Eukaryota; Metazoa; Rotifera; Eurotatoria; Philodinida; Philodinidae
Source: the annotation of a GenBank genome assembly
AUGUUUGUAGCUCUUAUUCUUUGUUUGGUCGGUAUUGCAGUUGCACAACGACCGGUUCCAUGUACUACUCCACCACAAUGGGAAGGACGUAUUUUUGACGUUAAUGAAAAAGAAAAAUUUGCAUUAGAAGGAAGAUUAAGUUAUGAUGCUACUUAUCAUCGUGAACGUCUCGUUGAUGAAGUCGAAGAAGGCACUAUGGAUGAUUUUUAUGAUACAAUUGCUCUAUUUGAUUCAAAAGUUGAAUUUGUUUACAAUUUCAAAGCUCGUAAUUGUACACGUCGGGAAUUAACUCGACCAUGGCGUGAUUUUGGUAUUCGUCCAACUGAUCGUUCAUAUGGUGAAGCUUACAUUGGCUCAUCAGUUUUUCCUGAGACCGGUGUAUUAGUCACAAUCUGGGCUGGUAAUUUCACAUUACCAUCAAAUGAUACAAUUGAUUAUGUUUCCACAUGGACCUAUCGAGCAUGUCUUCCAGUUUCUCGAACAACUCACAGUGACAAAUUUGGUAUCGGACACUUAUCAUUUUAUGAUAUAACAGUUGGUAUUAGAGAUCCAGAUGUAUUUAUUCCACGACGAGAAUUUAUUUAUUCUUCUCCUGUUUCAUCUCCAACAAACGAAACCAUGAUUUUGGCAUUUGUUCUUUGUUUGGUCGGUAUUGCAGCUGCACAACGACCGGUUCCAUGUACUACUCCACCACAAUGGGAAGGCCGUAUUUUUGAUGUUAAUGAAAAAGAAAAAUUUGCAUUAGAAGGAAGAUUAAGUUAUGAUGCUACUUAUCAUCGCGAACGUCUCGUUGACGAAAUCGAAGAAGGCACUCAGGAUGAAUUUUAUGAUACAAUUGCUCUUUUUGAUGCAAAAAUUGAAUUUGUUUACAAUUUCAAAGCUCGUAAUUGUACACGUCGGGCAUUAACUCGACCAUGGCGUGAUUUUGGUAUUCGUCCAACUGAUCGUUCAUAUGGUGAAGCUUAUAUUGGCUCAUCAGUUUUUCCUGAUACAGGUGUAUUAGUUACAAUCUGGGCUGGUAAUUUCACAUUACCAUCAAAUGAUACAAUUGAUUAUGUUUCCACAUGGACCUAUCGAGGAUGUCUUCCAGUUUCUCGAACAACUUACAGUGACAAAUUUGGUAUUGGACACUUAUCAUUUUAUGAUAUAACAGUUGGUAUUAGUGAUCCAAAUGUAUUUAUUCCACGACAAGAAUGCCUUACGAGUGAAGAAUGGAACAUGCGACACACUCUUUUUGGUACACCUACCAAGAAAAACUGA